Molecule: messenger RNA, 1347 nt
Organism: Botrytis porri
Lineage: Eukaryota; Fungi; Ascomycota; Leotiomycetes; Helotiales; Sclerotiniaceae
Exons: 1
Coding region: 1-1347 (448 amino acids)
Source: RefSeq, a predicted model, not a curated record
AUGAACAGUGACUUUCCGUACAACGGCAUUCUCCCAUUUACAUACCAAGCAUCUGGCAUUCUAUUUGCAGACUGGAUAAAUCUAUUUACACUCUGUCUCGCUCCUCUUAUUGUUCACAUUGUUGCUGGCGUUCCAUCGCCCGUCUAUCUCUCCAGCCCACGACCCCGCUGGCACGAGCGGCUCGGCCACUACAAUCCCACUUCAAUACUAUGGCGUUAUUUCUCAAUCAUCGAUCGACGAGCACGAUCCCGCGCAUGGAAUGCUGCGGAUAUGGCAGCUAGUAAUGCACAUUUCUGGACGUCGAAUGGAUGGGACGGCUCGGAAAAUAUGAUGCGGAGAAGUCGACGAUUUUGUACUCGCAUUCCGAGUUCUCCGCAUGCUGUUUGGGUUUCGAAGACAUCGGCUGAAACAGUGGCGACUGUAUUGCAGGGACUGCAAGCUGCUUGGCAAUUGGUCGGUGGAUUGGACGGGGGUGGUUAUUCUAACACUAUCUCCCUGGGAACGGUUUUUGCACCGCCGGCUAUAUGCGGAUUAAUAAGAUUACCAGCGGCAAUCUGGAUAUCUGAUGAUUAUUCAUACGUGGAUGUGGAUAUCGAUAUCGAUGGCGAGGACAACAGUGAACCAGAAAUAGAAACUUGCGACGGAUACAGCCUGACUAACACAUUAAAACCGCGCAAAUCACCCACAAGUCGUACUCUUCUCAGCCUAGGACUUCUCGAACCAUUUCCUGUCCAAUCGCUUGAUCUCCACUCUCCCCAUAGCUGGCGCGGUACAACUAUACGAAUCUCAUUUCUCCUUCCAUUACUCGCUCUCCUGACCCUGGCACUCCUAUAUCUAACCCCCUAUAACACAUCAUCCUACCCCACAAAUAUCUUCUUCACACUUACUCAAUUCCUCGUCGUCACAUUCUUCACCAUUUUCCUCGUUUGUUCAAUCCCCAUCUAUACAUUCUUUUUUCUGACUAAUCAUUCCACAACUACUAUCAUCCCUUGUAUAACAAGUCUCUGGUAUAAAAUCUACACAGCGCUUUUAUUCGCUUGCAUGCUUGUUCUGGUGUGUGUUGCGGGUCUGGAAACUCGUGCGACGCCGUGUGGUCUGUAUACUACUACUCCGCCGGGUUUCUUUGAUAUGGUGGUUUGUGGAGGUUUGAGUGUGUCCCCGGAUGGGGCUCUGGAGGGAGUGACUUCGAGUUUGCCGUUUGGAGUUGCGUGGAGGAAUAAUACGAGUGAGGAGAUGGGGGACGGAGAAGUUCAUGUGGGGGAGUUUGAGGGGUGGUGUAAGAUUGGGAGGAUGGGUGAUGUAGUUGAGGCUUUCUCGCCUGUUAAUUUGUCGAGCUUUGGUGGGUGA